Molecule: messenger RNA, 1017 nt
Organism: Drepanopeziza brunnea f. sp. 'multigermtubi' MB_m1
Lineage: Eukaryota; Fungi; Ascomycota; Leotiomycetes; Helotiales; Drepanopezizaceae
Source: RefSeq, a predicted model, not a curated record
AUGAGUUCCAGUACUGGUGCGUCACAUCUUCCCUCAAUUUCCGUAUGGUUCGCGCGCGCGGUACUGAUCCUUCAACAACUAGACAACACGGCGGACCGCCCUGAGGACCAGGACGAGGAGAUGGCCUCCGAAUCAGACACCGACCCAUCCGGAUCUGCGACAGCGGACAGCAAGAGCAAGUUCAUUUUCGAUCAGGUCGUCAAGGAUAUCUUGAAGGAGAACCCGGGAAGCGAGGGGGUGCUGGCGAUUGGGGAGGAGGCUUUGAAGACCCUCGAGGAAGCUGCGGAGGAUUUCUUGGUGGAGGAGUUCGAGGCGGCGGGUAGCGUUGCUGCGAAGGAUAAUCAGCGCGUGACGGUUAGUGAGAAGGACAUGCGAGCUGCGCGAGAGUUGAGAGAGAACGUUCAGGCUGGAGAGGGACCGAGCAAGCAUGGCGACGGGAAUGGCGCACAAGUAUCGGCGAAGGCACACUUAGCACGUAUUAACACCGAAAGGCAAGUAAGUCAGAUAGACAAAUCACCAAAACCAAAACCAGCACCAGCACCGGCACCGGCAUCAGCACCGGCACCAGCACAUCCUCAGCCGGCCCGACCUCAAAGCCCAAGAAAGCCACGUACAAAGCCAUCAGCAGCAACUCCAAGCCGAGUCAGAAACCGAAGACCUCCCCUGAAAAAUACGCUAGCGAGAGCUGCUGAGCGCGAAUCAAAGGAGACUACGACUACUAACUUCUACGUCCAAGAAAUAUAUAAAGAAACCCCCAGCCAGCCAAACCCCAGAAGUAGCGCGGCCGCGGCUGACAAACAGAGCGUACUCUUUGCAUCUAUCCAUCUCGCCAGCGCGAAAACCACAUCUCAGCAACUCACAAAUUACAAUCGACAAGUCGUAAGAAGGUCCAGCAAGAGAAAAGGAUACCGAUCUCUACCAAGCUUCAAAGGGCCUGCGAACAGGUUAACGUUGAAGAGACAGAGAAGAGGGACAGACAGAUGCACGGUUAGAGACAGACAAACAGACAGCUCUUAG